Messenger RNA from Phalaenopsis equestris, 1291 nucleotides. Its product is annotated as probable transmembrane ascorbate ferrireductase 2. The record is from RefSeq and is a predicted model, not a curated record. The transcript is spliced from 5 exons. NCBI's taxonomy places the organism in Eukaryota, Viridiplantae, Streptophyta, Magnoliopsida, Asparagales, Orchidaceae. Gene Ontology annotation, molecular function: oxidoreductase activity. The coding region runs from base 240 to 938 and encodes 232 amino acids.
UUUUGAUUUUUUAUUUUUUUCCUAAUAAUUAGUCAAAUGACCAACAUCACUUGUUUUCCUUCAUCGCCAGUAUUUUCCCCUCUUUUUGUUGCUUGUUGCCAAAACCUGUCUGUGUAGAAGAAAGUCAAUUGGCGGCUAAAAUUCUAACGUUUCGGUUAAUUUUUCAUUAUUUUUCCUAUUUUCCCCUCUUGGUCAGAUCUUCGUCGUUCCGCGCCGGCGAUUCCCAUAAUCGGGAAGCUAUGGCUGUGCCAGUGGUCCGGUUCCCCAUAGUGCUUGCGAUCCGUCUGAUGGGCUUCACCGCUGCUGUCCUAGUUCUUGCUUGGGCCACGCACUUCCGCGGCGGCAUGGCUCUCAUUUCCGAUAACAAAGAUCUCAUCUUUAACGUGCAUCCUGUAUUAAUGGUGAUUGGUUUUGUGCUCCUAAAUGGUGAAGCCAUUUUAGCAUACAGAACAGUGUCAGGAACCAAGAACUUCAAGAAGGCGGUGCAUCUUACGAUUCAACUUCUCGCCUUAUUUUUGGGCUCGAUUGGUAUAUGGGCAGCUCUGAAGUUCCACAAUGAUAAAGGAAUCAACAACUUCUACAGCCUUCACUCCUGGUUGGGCUUGGCUUGCUUCUUCUUAUUUGCUACACAGUGGAUUGCUGGUUUUGCCACUUUCUGGUAUCCGGGGGGCUCCAGGAGCAGCAGAAACUUCUUGCUUCCAUGGCAUGUCUUCUUUGGCCUGUACAUAUAUGCGCUAGCUCUUGCUACAGUUUCUACUGGUCUUUUAGAGAAGGCCACAUUUCUCCAGAUGAACAAUGUGAUUUCUCGGUAUUCAUCUGAGGCUUUUCUGGUGAAUUCUCUGGGGAUAUUGCUUGUGGUUCUUGGUGGCACUGUUGUUCUUGCGGUAAUUAUGCCUCCGAAUGUGAAGAGUGAUGGCCCAAGAGGUGGUAUGGAAUAAGGUCGAGAUGGUGUUGGUUAUUUCGCCUGGAUGUCGGGGGGACCAUUGCUGUAGGAAAGUCAUUCAAGCUUGAAUGUUAUGCUCGGUUUGAACUGGUUGAUCGGCCGACCAUCCUUGGUCAGCCAAUUAGUCAUGUGUGGCCCACUAAUUACCUGAAGGGCGAUGGCCAGCCAUAAUGGUCGGCCAGCCUAGGUGGUCAGUCAGCUGGAAGCUUGGGUUCAGGUUGAUACUAAAUAUCAUAAGUUUUUAAGAUCCAAUCUGUCCUAGUCUAAUAUCAUAAGUUUUUCUCCUCAUAGCAUGAAGAAAGGCGGCAACAGUUUCUCGUAUAGAGCUCAAUGGCGUCCAUACAUCCC